Messenger RNA from Terrapene triunguis (Three-toed box turtle), 538 nucleotides. RefSeq names its product thyroid hormone-inducible hepatic protein. The transcript is spliced from 2 exons. Gene Ontology annotation, cellular component: cytosol. Gene Ontology annotation, biological process: regulation of lipid biosynthetic process. Lineage: Eukaryota; Metazoa; Chordata; Testudines; Emydidae. The record is from RefSeq and is a predicted model, not a curated record. Bases 41 to 433 code for a protein of 130 amino acids.
CAGCAAGAUUCAGAGCCGGAGAAGCCGUCUGACCACAGCCAUGGAAGAGUACUUCUCUGCAAUCCGCAAGAUGGAACAUGCGGUUAUGUUUCCCAGCCUCCUCAGAGGCGUCUACAUGGAACAACAGGAUGACGCAUCCACUGGUGAUUUUGGCAACAGGGACCUGUAUGAGUAUUACAUGCAACUGAAAUCCAUCAAACUCGCGGUGGAGGGUAGACUGGCGCCUCUAAAUGAAAGCAAACACCAAAUCACCAGCAGAGAAGAAGUACAAGAGAACGGAGAAGAGGCCGAUCUCGAAGGACUGCUUUAUCAUCACUUUACAGGCUUGUAUCGUGUCCUGACCCAUCUGACCAGAAAAGCCAAUGCCCUGACCAGAAAAUACAAUGAAAUUAUAGGACAGAUCAACCAGAGUGAAAUUACGCUUACCUGGUGAAACAGCCACCAAUAACUUCAAAAGGACACACUACCACCCCUGCGCUGCAUACAGUUGACGUCCUGCGGCAAGUACUGCUGGUGAAUUACUUGACUGACACCAAAG